AUGAACCCACCUAGUCACUCUUUGAUGAGUUUUCACAAAUGCAUGAUCAAAGCUUACUUCUUUCACUCCAUCAUCACCAUCCUAUGCUUCUUGAACACGUCCUCGCCAUCGUAUGGCCAAGAGGAUAAACAGUAUUCCACUUGUAAUAGCUCCUACACCUGUGGGAAUAUUCAAAAUAUCAGCUUUCCUUUCUGGGGAGGUGAUCGACCUCAAGAAUGUGGUCUUCCACAAUUCGAGCUUGCAUGUGAAGCCAAUCAGGAUCCCCUUAUACAUAUCGAUGGUCAUAAUUUUCGCGUACUUGACAUCAAUGGAGACAAUCAAACCAUGAGAAUUGCACGAAAUGAUCUUGAGGAAGACAUUUGUCCUGAUAGAUUCGGUAAAACUAGCUUAAACGAUGCCCCUUUCAGCUAUGGUCCUAACUAUAUGAUGCUCAUCCUGUUCUAUGCUUGUCCUUUCGAUAUACCUUCUGAAUGGAAAAAUUUCACCUUUAGCUGCAAUAACACUGGAGAUUCCAGUCAUGGUUUCUAUCCAGAUCAGUCAUUUAUAUCAUUCUGGGGACCAAAGUAUGGGAGUUGUGAGUACGUCACGGUUCCUGUGUUGCUAUCAGCAUUUAAUCAGUUCCAAGACCAAAAAAGUAUGAAAAUAUUGGAGCUAUUGAAGCAAGGGUUUGAUGUGGUUUACAACAAAAGCCUAGUAUGCAUAGCUUGUGAGAGAUCAGGGGGAUUAUGUUGGUCAGAAACAGAUUUUGCGGAGCCAACUUGCCUUUGUCCGGACCGAACUUACUCUUAUUACUGCGGUUUAGAACCAGAACAAGGCAAUAAUAGACAUAUCUCGGUGAAGAGAGCCCUAGGUAUCUCUGCUGCUGGGAUAGGAAUAGUAUUAAUCUGCUACAUGAUCUACUGGUUUGUCUUUAAGAAAUCAUCUGCUACACGCCUUUCGUUACCAAAGCAGGGGAGGGAACAUCAGAAUGUUGAGACCUUCCUCCGGCAAUAUGGAUCCCUUGCCCCUAAGGUAUACAGCUAUUCAGACAUUAGGAAAAUGACAAAUUCACUUCAACAGAAACUUGGACAAGGGGGUUAUGGAGGGGUCUAUAAAGGUUACCUAAACGGCCGUCCUGUUGCUGUAAAGAUUUUAAAUUCUACCAAAGGGAAUGGAGAAGACUUUAUCAACGAAGUUGCAAGCAUCAGUAGAACUUCACAUGUGAACAUAGUUACUCUGUUGGGAUUCUGUUUCAAUGGUCGAGAAAGAGCUCUUAUUUAUGAAUUCAUGCCAAAUGGAUCACUCGAUCAACACAUUUAUGGUGAAGAUUCUAAGUUGGGAUGGGAAAAGUUGUACGAAAUUGCACUUGGGAUAGGUCGAGGACUGGAGUAUUUGCACCGAGGGUGCAAUGCACGAAUACUGCAUUUCGAUAUAAAACCUCACAACAUCCUUCUUGAUGUAGACUUUUGCCCCAAGAUAUCUGAUUUUGGCUUAGCUAAACUAUGCCUUCAGAAAGAAAGCAUGAUAUCAAUGUUGGAAGCAAGAGGAACCAUUGGUUACAUUGCUCCGGAAGUAUUCUGUAGAAAUUUUGGAGGCGUCUCACACAAAUCCGAUGUUUACAGCUAUGGAAUGAUGAUUCUUGAAAUGGUUGGUGGAAGGAGGAACUACAGUGCUGAAAGAAGUCAUCAUAGUGAAAUAUACUUCCCGCGUUGGGCUUAUCAACGCCUUGUGACAGAUGAAGACUUGAAUAUACAAUGCAUCACGACCAAAGAAGACGAAGAAAUUGCUAAGAAGAUGAUACUAGUAGGCUUGUGGUGCAUUCAAACUGAUCCCUCACAAAGGCCAUCAAUGAGUAAGGCAAUUGAAAUGCUUGAAGGUAACUUAGAGACCAUCCAAUUUCCACCAAAGCCUUUUAUAUGUUCUCCCUCGCAAUCAGAAGGAUCAUCGAUGAUCCCUUUGGGGAAGCCAACAAAGCCCUUUAUAUAUUCUUCUUCGAGUUCAACACUUGAUUCUACAGAACAUUUGGUUAUAUAA
Solanum verrucosum is the source of this 2013-nucleotide messenger RNA. RefSeq names its product LEAF RUST 10 DISEASE-RESISTANCE LOCUS RECEPTOR-LIKE PROTEIN KINASE-like 2.2. The record is from RefSeq and is a predicted model, not a curated record. The transcript has 3 exons. Gene Ontology annotation, biological process: protein phosphorylation. Lineage: Eukaryota; Viridiplantae; Streptophyta; Magnoliopsida; Solanales; Solanaceae. The coding region runs from base 1 to 2013 and encodes 670 amino acids. Gene Ontology annotation, molecular function: protein kinase activity; polysaccharide binding; ATP binding.